This is a messenger RNA of Solanum tuberosum (potato), 564 nucleotides long. RefSeq lists its product as uncharacterized. The record is from RefSeq and is a predicted model, not a curated record. Lineage: Eukaryota; Viridiplantae; Streptophyta; Magnoliopsida; Solanales; Solanaceae. The coding region runs from base 1 to 564 and encodes 187 amino acids. The transcript has 3 exons.
AUGUAUGCCAAGGAGGAGGUUGGGGAGAGCCGUGCACAUGUUGUUUAUAAUGGGAAUGCUUCUAGAAUCAAUGAAAUUGGGCUUCAACUUUAUCUAGUUUCUGAGUAUGACUUUGGCGAAGGCUUACCAUAUGCUCUUGUAGAUUGGCCAAAUGCUGGUGAUAAGUGGGGCUGGCAGGCAGGGAAAAAGAGUAACAAGUUCAGUUGGAUGAUUCCUUCGAAGCAGUUGCCAAGCUUAAAAGAUAUUGAUUUUGACUCAGAUAUGAAAGAGAUGACUACAUCUUCAGGGAUAGAAUUGCAGUCUUUACUCUCUGAUUCCCUUAUAAGAGCCAUUACUUUUAAGGUGGCUAAAAAAAUUUGUAGCAGUUUAACAACAAAAAAUCCUUUUCCGGCCAUUCUUUGUGAUAUUUGUUGUAUUGAUCCUGGUUUUUUCCGAGACUGUUGUUGUAUCCUUUGCCGCAACACUAUCAGUUCAGACUAUGAUGGGUGCAAUUACAUUCGAUGUGAGGCAAAAGUAGAUGGCUACAUAUGUGGACAUGUUUCCCAUCUAGACUGUGCUCUAUGA